AUGUCAAAAGCAUUUGACACGAUUAAGCGAAGAAAAAUCCUAGAGAUCCUACAAACCACGGGUUGUUCAAGCGACCACACUCGUAUUGUCAGAUUUUUGAUUUCCAAUAGAAAACUGAAAGUAAAUAUCAACAAAUCUUCUUCAAACUGGUUUGACACAACGCUUGGCUCAUUUCAAGGCGACAGUCGAAGCGGCGCACUCUUCAUCACAACAUUGGCUGGAGCCCUCAAUGACGUCAGACAACAAGCUGCACGUCCUGACCCACCAAUAUCUCCAUCCUCUUUACCACUGGAGUCAGCUUACGCUGAUGACGUUGACUUCCUUGACGAAGACAGUGAAAGCCUCGCAAGACUAAUCCCCCUUACAUCCAGAGUCUUGAAAGAUUGGAACUUGUUUGUCAAUGAGGGAAAAACUGAAAACACCCAUAUAUACAUGGCCUCAAACACUGAAGUUAAUUCGGAAGGCAUCCUACUCAAAGACCAGGAACCCUGGAGGACAAGCAAACAACUCGGUUCUCUGAUGUGUUCUACAGCCGACAUUCGACACCGUAUUUGCCUGGCAAAUGCAGCCUUCAACACAUUUACCAAACUCUGGAUGCAACCCCGCAAAAUAUCCAUCACCUUACUAAUGCAUGUUUACAAUGCCAUGGUAUUGUCUGUCUUCGUGUACAACUCAAGUAGCUGGGCUGCACCUAAGAAUGUGCUCGGGAAGUUAGACACCUGCCACCGUCGCCACCUUGGACGAAUUCUUCGAUGUCACCGACCAUCCGUGAUAACGAUUAGCUUCCUAUAUAUUCGAUGUGGAGCUCGUCCCUUAUCCGAAUUAGUGAGGAAGGCAAGGUGGCGCAUGCUCGGGCAUGUGCUUCGACUGCAUCCCGACUCAACCGCUCAGAAUGCUCUCAUGUUCGCAGUAGUUGGAUCGGGACACCUGAGAGGCCGUCGUGGCCGUUUACAAAACUAA
Molecule: messenger RNA, 960 nt
Organism: Asterias rubens (European starfish)
Lineage: Eukaryota; Metazoa; Echinodermata; Asteroidea; Forcipulatida; Asteriidae
Exons: 1
Coding region: 1-960 (319 amino acids)
Source: RefSeq, a predicted model, not a curated record